Molecule: messenger RNA, 1726 nt
Organism: Anopheles bellator
Lineage: Eukaryota; Metazoa; Arthropoda; Insecta; Diptera; Culicidae
Gene: ldbr
Product: lariat debranching enzyme
Exons: 2
Coding region: 33-1703 (556 amino acids)
Biological process (GO): mRNA splicing, via spliceosome
Cellular component (GO): nucleus
Molecular function (GO): RNA lariat debranching enzyme activity
Source: RefSeq, a predicted model, not a curated record
GUGUUUCCUUAAUUCGCGUAUUCCAAUUUCAAAUGAAAAUAGCAAUCGAAGGCUGCGCUCAUGGAGAGCUGGAAAAGAUCUACGACCUUAUUGGUACCAUCCAGGAGGAGCAAAGCAUAACCGUUGACCUGCUAAUAUGCUGCGGAGACUUUCAAUCCACGCGGAACUUGCAGGACUUGCAGUGUAUGGCCGUGCCACCAAAGCACUUGGACAUGGGCAGUUUUUACAAGUACUACAGCGGAGAGAAAGUAGCCCCAAUUUUGACGCUUUUCAUAGGUGGGAACCAUGAAGCGUCAAAUUACCUCCAAGAACUACCCUACGGCGGGUGGGUAGCACCCAACAUCUAUUACCUGGGAUACGCCGGAGUGGUCGACUGCAACGGUGUGCGCAUCGGUGGUAUUUCGGGAAUUUUCAAGGGCCACGACUUUCACAAGGGUCGCUUCGAGUUCCCGCCGUACACGGAAGCAACAAAACGUAGCGUUUACCACCAACGGCACAUCGAUGUGUUUCGGUUGAAGCAGUUAGGCCCCGGUGUUGACAUAAUGCUAUCGCAUGAUUGGCCCCGCGGCAUUACGGCGCACGGAAACGUGGCACAGUUGCUACGCUUCAAACCCGCUUUCCGCGAGGAUAUCGAAAGCAAUCGACUGGGCAGUGGACCAUGUGAGGCUGUGCUUCGAGAGCUUCAACCUCCGUACUGGUUUGCAGCUCAUUUGCACUGCAAGUUUGCUGCCCUCGUCGAGCAUCCGGAUGGGCAGCAGACCAAGUUUCUGGCGCUCGACAAGUGCCUGCCAAAGCGACGCUUUCUGCAAAUUCUUGACAUUCCCACGCCGGACGAGCAAGAAGAGAAGGAACAGAGAGAGCGUAAAGUUCGGUUGCGAUACGAUCUCGAAUGGCUAACGGUGCUAAACCUUACGAACCAUCUGAUCAGUGUGAGGCCUACGAACGGCUACAUGCCGGGUGCGGGCAGCGACGAGCGGUUUAACUUCACACCAACCGAAACGGAAAAGGCGAAAGUUUUCCGUUGCUUCGAUGGUGAUCUAACGAUACCGGAUAAUUUCGCCCGUAUCGCCGAACCGUACCGAUCGCUCGCCGAUGAUGAUUCACUUGAUAUGUCUUGUGUCGAGCAACCGGCGGCAUUCGUUAACCCGCAGACAACGAUAUUUUGCGAUAAGCUAAAUAUUGACGAUCCGCUCCGGUUGGCCAUGCUUAUGACGGGCCACUCCUUGAACAAGUCCUCUUUCGUGGACAGUCUACCGACGAAGCCCGUAGAUGCUGGUUCCCGAAAUGCUGACGAGCUAAAUGUUGACGAUGACGAAGAUGAUGGUACUGAAGAAGAAGCAACCACAAAUGAUACUAACACCGCAGCGAUGGUAAUAGAAAAGACUUCCCUUGCGUCUACUCUGCCCCAGCCCAAGUGGCGACCACAGGAUUCGAAUGACGAUUCCGAUCUGUCGACGACACUGAACGACGAUUCCAUUAACCUGUCCGCCAGCAACGUUAGCGCUCUCAGCUUACCGACGCCCCAGAAAUUGGGUGACAGUGUUUCAGAAACGUUGCCAGUGGAUGAUUUAAACUUGUCUAGUCCGGUGCCAGACCCUUCCGGCACCGUCACGGCACAAUCUCCAGGAGCUCCGGGCAUUCCGCCUGUAAAAAAGUUCAAAAGAAGAAAUCAAACAAUCUAUGCGAACGAUGAGGGCGAUUGAAGUCUUCGGAAACAGCAAUUAAA